Molecule: messenger RNA, 2280 nt
Organism: Quercus lobata
Lineage: Eukaryota; Viridiplantae; Streptophyta; Magnoliopsida; Fagales; Fagaceae
Product: probable inactive purple acid phosphatase 27
Exons: 12
Coding region: 299-2143 (614 amino acids)
Molecular function (GO): acid phosphatase activity; metal ion binding
Source: RefSeq, a predicted model, not a curated record
AUCAGUUCUCCAGCAAUAGAUACGUUCGAAAGUCUGAAACUCCGAAGUCCAGAGAGUUUGAAAGAUAUGAAACUACAGAGAAAUUACGCUACCAUAAGCAGACUUUAUCUGUUUUCUCGUAUCUAUAUAAAAACAGACCCACGAAGUCCACUCAGAUUAGAUUAUUCUGGGAAUCUUAAUAGCAUAAAAUCUAAACGCUAACUCUUUCUGCCUAUUUAUACAAACCCCACACACCCAACAGAAACAAAAUAUAGAAAAUCACACAUUUUGCAGUUUUUGUUUUGCAGAGAAAAAAAAAAUGGAGAAAAGUUUAUUGCUUUUGGUGUUAUUGAGCUUCUUGGGUUUGGCUUUGGCUCACACUAAUGGUUUUGGAGAGCAGCCAUUGUCAAAGAUUGCUAUUCACAGAACCACUCUUGCUCUCAACAACAAUGCCUCCGUUAUUGUCAGCCCUUCUCUUGUUGGCUUAAAGGGUGAGGAUACUGAAUGGGUAACUGUGGACCUCGUAAGCCCCAAUCCGUCCUCGGAUGAUUGGAUUGGAGUUUUUUCUCCUGCAAAAUUCAACUCAUCAACCUGUCCACCUGAAAAUGACCCAAAAAAACAGACUCCUUAUAUAUGUUCAUCCCCGAUAAAGUAUAUGUUUGCAAACCACGAAUCCAAUUCACAAUAUGCAAGUACCGGCAAAGCUUCUUUGAGGUUCCAGUUGAUCAAUCAGCGUGCAGAUUUCUCCUUUGCUUUAUUUUCAGGCGGUUUGGCAAAUCCAAAACUGGUGGCAGUUUCAAAUUUCAUAUCAUUUGACAAUCCUAAAGCACCACUAUAUCCACGCCUUGCUCAGGGAAAGUCUUGGAAUGAGAUGACAGUUACCUGGACAAGUGGCUAUGACAUAAAUGAAGCAGUUCCAAUUGUUGAGUGGGGUCAGCAAGGAGAAACUCAGAGUCGAUCCCCAGCUGCUACAUUGACAUUUGAUCGAACCAGCUUGUGUGGUUCACCUGCACGGACGGUUGGCUGGCGUGAUCCUGGUUUCAUACACACAGGUUUCUUAAAGAACUUGUGGCCAAACUCUGUGUACACUUACAGGGUUGGCCAUCUCUUAUCUAAAGGUUCAUAUAUCUGGGGCAAAAACUAUUCUUUCAAAUCAUCCCCCUAUCCUGGACAAAACUCAUUGCAGCGUGUCGUAAUAUUUGGUGACAUGGGGAAGGCAGAGCGUGAUGGCUCAAAUGAGUAUAGUAAUUAUCAACCUGGAUCAUUAAACACAACUGACCAACUUGUCAAUGACUUAAAUGACAUUGACAUAGUGUUCCAUAUUGGAGACAUAGCUUAUGCGAAUGGAUACAUCUCCCAAUGGGACCAAUUCACUUCACAGGUGGAGCCCAUUGCAUCAAAAGUUCCAUAUAUGAUUGCAAGUGGUAAUCAUGAGCGCGAUUGGCCAAAUACUGGAUCAUUCUAUGACAAGACAGAUUCAGGUGGGGAAUGCGGUGUGCUAGCUGAGACCAUGUUCUAUGUUCCUGCAGAGAACAGAGCUAAGUUUUGGUACUCCACAAACUAUGGCAUGUUUCACUUCUGUAUCGCCGACACUGAGCAUGAUUGGAGGGAGGGAACAGAACAGUACAAAUUCAUUGAACAUUGCCUUGCUUCGGUGGAUAGACAGAAACAACCAUGGUUAAUCUUUGCUGCUCAUCGUGUCCUUGGGUAUUCCUCUGACUAUUAUUAUGGCCUGGAGGGUGCAUUUGAAGAGCCCAUGGGAAGGGAAAGCUUGCAAAAGCUUUGGCAGAAGUACAAGGUGGACCUUGCUUUUUAUGGCCAUGUCCAUAACUAUGAAAGGUCAUGCCCUAUUUACCAGAAUCAAUGCGUGAAGUCAGAAAGGUCUCAUUACUCGGGUCCUGUGGUUGGAACAAUCCAUGUUGUUGUUGGAGGUGGAGGUAGCCACUUAUCAACGUUCAGUGGAGUGACACCCAGAUGGAGCCUUUACAGGGAUUACGAUUAUGGGUUUGUCAAACUGACAGCAUUCAAUCACUCCUCUCUCCUCUUUGAGUACAAGAAAAGCAGUGAUGGAAAGGUAUAUGAUUCCUUCACAAUAGCAAGGGAGUACAAAGAUGUCCUAGCUUGUGUGCAUGACAGUUGUGAACCAACCACUUUAGCAUCUUAAAAACUUAGAAUUCUUUUGAGGAUACACUUAGAUUUUUCAGCAUUGUAAACUAUUCUGAAAAGAAUAAGGUUGCAUUAUUUAGUUAUUUAUCCUCCAUCUAGUUGCAUUAUUUUUCUUGGUAAUAUAUCUUGUUUUGA